AUGAUAUUUGCUAUACAGAAGAUCAAUGAAGACCGCCAGCUCUUACCUAAUAUCACCUUGGGUUUCAGAAUUUAUGAUAGGUAUGCUGACUAUCAUGCCAAAUUGGAACUUUUCUCUAGUCAGAACAAUUUUCUUCCAAAUUACAAGUGUGGCAUCCUGAACAAACUCAUAUCAGUUGUUGGAACUGUUGAUCCAGGAAUCGCUAGUGAUAUGGCAGAUAUAUUAGAGACUUACAAAGUUCCACAGUUCCCAACUGGCUCCUCACUAUAUGAAAGUCAUUUCUACUACCCCAUGGUUCCAGAUGAAGACCUAUAUUACAGUGGCAUUAUUCGACUACUCUUGCACUUCAGGUGGACUUGGAUUGGGGUACUUACAAAAGGACUUGGAGGAAAAACAUUUGAGCACCUGAUCUUCUCAAUGUUUCCUCUCCAUGGUAUCUGCAUUGCCUUCUUUGAAAAAUUCAGACCAUUUUAUAUCAAUAACUUUUAUGAUAAUCUGAAAUGGCUUGUUGAAAUGUUUCACCUUCUUGUUAACAGCAAAGCAAAAGUUAUUAUCAUCAGAGAUAAUAAUCUUUUAAAUGUAAGAUGGUUGUUACGCCUACCUGAAAUGGAAAUAGUUUCUAUAAACCUGAAAGGUAAGGUGUGGAUCGUGGCUUCCCAAAUGGGUCUUGCUUCGUUCUUUUAUCAGAAAAGCUGGGAUAUCCAAGACCUACAUGGUGCUUUGACCUUUGCGGCUCACUCAAGUGAAAUUCCAGGAUUUCAACACUUUCUCAAGACAAGAAACCAUUUCUCCUCAAAAGAGGAUGGUUUCAUCAAAAAUGUGUGGGAGCAAGCAUUUGGCUGUGUGUUUCCAAAUCUAUCUGAGGCUGAGGAAUCAGAGGAUGUCUGUACAGGGAGGGAGAAACUGGAGAGCCUUCCUGGGGCCUUUUUUGAAAUGAGGAUGACCAGUCAUAGUUACAGUAUAUACAAUGCAUUGUAUGCUGUGGUACAUGCUUUACAUGCUAUGAUGUUUGGCCAACAACACAGGCAAAACCUGAAUAGCAGAAAACUCAUUCUUCAGGAUCUUCAGCCAUGGCAGCUUCAUUUCUUUUUGAAAAAAGGCUCAUUUAACAACACUGUUGGAGAUGAAAUUUCCUUUGACAAGAAUAGAGAACUGAUUACAGGACUGGAUAUAGAGAACUGGGUCAUAUUCCCUAACCAGUCUUUGUAUCGAGUGAAAGUUGGGAAGCUGGAUCCCUGGGCUGCUGAAGACCAAAUGUUCACCAUUAAUGAACAAGCCAUCAACUGGCCUAGCACUUUCAAUCAACUAACCAUGCAAGAAUGGGGUUCCAAUAAAUUAAUCCAGGCAAUCACUCUACUUUCCAAUGGAGGAAAGGGAAAAAUGGAUCAAGUACAGGACAUGGAUGACUGUUUGAAAUGCCCAGAAGAUCAAUAUCCAAAUAAGAACCAAACUUCAUGUAUUAUUAAGAAAAUAACUUUCUUGUCCUAUGAAGAACCAAUGGGAACAAGCAUGGUUAUUUUGUUCCUUGUUGCACCAGGUAAUAUGAUAUGUUUCCUGCGACAAAUUAGCUUUGGCAUCAUCUUCUCAAUGGCAGUGUCUUCUGUGCUGGCAAAAACCAUCAUUGUGGUUCUGGCUUUCAUGGCCACCAAGCCAGGAUCAAAGAUGCGGAACUGGGUGGGAAGAAGACUGGCCACCUCCAUCGUUCUUUCUGGUUCCUUUAUUCAAAUAGGUAUCUGUAUGGUGUGGCUGUUCACAUUUCCUCCUUUUCCUGAAAUGGACACCCAGUCAGAAAAAGAGGAAAUAAUACUACAGUGCAAUGAAGGCUCAUAUAUUAUGUUCUACUGUGUCCUGGGAUACAUGGGCUUCCUGGCAGUUGCUAGUUUCACAGUAGCUUUUUUCUCCAGAAAUCUCCCCAGCAGUUUCAAUGAAGCCAAAUGUCUCACAUUUAGCAUGCUGAUCUUCUGCAGUGUGUGGCUCUCCUUUGUUCCAUCUUACCUGAGCACUAAAGGCAAAUAUAUGGUGGCUGUGGAGGUUUUUUCCAUUUUGGCUUCUAGUGCUGGAUUGCUGGCCUGUAUUUAUUUCCCCAAAUGCUAUAUAAUCAUUAUUAGGCCAGAACUAAACAACAAGGAACAGUUAAUAAAGAGAAAAUAUUAA
Thamnophis elegans (Western terrestrial garter snake) is the source of this 2154-nucleotide messenger RNA. Its product is annotated as vomeronasal type-2 receptor 26-like. The coding region runs from base 1 to 2154 and encodes 717 amino acids. The transcript is spliced from 6 exons. Gene Ontology annotation, molecular function: G protein-coupled receptor activity. The record is from RefSeq and is a predicted model, not a curated record. Gene Ontology annotation, cellular component: membrane. Gene Ontology annotation, biological process: G protein-coupled receptor signaling pathway. NCBI's taxonomy places the organism in Eukaryota, Metazoa, Chordata, Lepidosauria, Squamata, Natricidae.